AUGGCGGAAUUUCGACUUCAAGGAUCUGAAAUCGAUGGGAACGAGCCACCAUCCAUGCACCUUCCGCUUGAUCAAGCGGUGCCGAUUCGAUCGGAUCCGGUCUCAGCGCUGGCGAAAUCUUCCGUCAUUCACACAUCAUCAUCGUCAGACCGAGGCGGGACUCAUCAUGCCGCCAAUAUUGCAACCGGAGUUUACUAUAACGCUGGCUCCGGAAUGGAAGAGGAUAGUGAUGAGCAGCAGCAGCAGCAGCAGCAGCAGCAGCAGCAGCAGCAGCAGCAGCAGCAGCAGCAGCAGCAGCAGCAGCAGCAGCAGCACCACCAGCAGCACCAGCAGCAGCUUCCGCAGCAGCCAAGCAGCGCGUCAAUGCUGAUGCUGCAGCUCUACCGGAAUCCUGGAGCGUUCCCCACUGGCAGGGACCAUUUCCCCUCAACCGUCUCCCAAAGACAGCAUUUCUUCUCCACCAUCCCCCAGCAACAGCAACACCCGAUGUCCUUGCACGAUCCACGUGCCGCGUCUUAUCAUCCUAAUCACUCCAUUCCUCACCCACCAGGCCAGCUCUUCGCCCCAGCUGUCUACUCGGGCGCUGCAGCAGCACACAUGGUCCCAGGAGCAGCAUCUACGGGAGCAGCAACUCCUCCUGUCGAGGCAACUCAGGAUGUUUCUGCACGCGCAGCUGCAGCAGCACACAUGGUUCCAGGAGCAUCAUCUACGGGAGCAGCAACUGUUCCUGUUGAGGUAACCCAAGAUGUCUUCUCACGUACAGUUGCGGCAGCACAUGCGGUCCCGAGAGCAACAACUGUUCCUGUCGAGGCAACCCAGGAUGAUUCUGCACGCGCAGUUGCGGCAGCACACGCGGUCCCAGGAGCAGCAUCUCUUGCUGCUGAGGCUACACAGGAUGUUUCCGCACUCGCAGUUGCAGCUCGCGGCGAGGUUCUGGAAGCACCACUCCCUGCAUCAGAACGCCACCAGCAGCAGCCAGCUGCCUGUUCCCCUGAGAUUGCACUUCCUGCUAUGUUUCAGCCUGGAGGUCUAAUUGCUUCAUCUGCAGCAGCUGCUGCUAACAUGGGGCCCAUUCGCGGAAUGGGAUCAGCUGCUGGUGCAACAGCUGUUUUUCAACUGCUCAAUUAUCAGCUGCCCGGUUUUCAGGUGCCCGGGAGGCCUCUCCCUCCGCCACCUGUCAUCACACACACAUGGGCGGGGCGAACGUUGCCGCAGCCUGCUGCCUCCGCCUGCCCCCCUGCUGUCACAGCUGGUACCAUCCCCAUAGACUUUGUUCAAGCUCCUGCUCCUGGCAAUGGCUCGUUUGAGGAUGACUCAGUAUCUGCAUCUUCAUCAUUUCCGUACCCUGGGGAUGUAGGGUUCGGUGGAAACACUAUUGCUGGGGUUGCUGCUGCUGCUGCUGCUGCUGCUGCAGCUGCUGCAGCUGCUGCCACCGCCGCUGAAAGUUGUGGUGGUGCUCUGGAGAUGACUGAUCACCAUGCUUACCGUGCUGACAAUGCUGACAACUCCGCUGAUUCAGACUCUGCUGCUUCGGCAAGGGCAAGUGGGCAGCGCAGCACAAGCCUGAGAGGUCCAGACCCGUAG
Messenger RNA from Closterium sp. Yama58-4, 1584 nucleotides. The record is from the annotation of a GenBank genome assembly. NCBI's taxonomy places the organism in Eukaryota, Viridiplantae, Streptophyta, Zygnematophyceae, Desmidiales, Closteriaceae.